This is a messenger RNA of Diaporthe amygdali, 2052 nucleotides long. RefSeq lists its product as uncharacterized. Bases 1 to 2052 code for a protein of 683 amino acids. The transcript is spliced from 5 exons. NCBI's taxonomy places the organism in Eukaryota, Fungi, Ascomycota, Sordariomycetes, Diaporthales, Diaporthaceae. Gene Ontology annotation, molecular function: protein binding. The record is from RefSeq and is a predicted model, not a curated record.
AUGGCACCCCACAAAUCGUGGGCGGAGAUCGUGCAGGGGGCGCGCCGAGCUCCCUCGGGCCUUGCGCCCCCCCUCCCGGUGCUGCCCCCGUCCUCCUCCUCCUCAAUCUCGGUGGUGGUGGCCGAGCCUGAGCAGCCGCAGCCGCAACAACAACAGCAGCAGCAAGGUGGUGCGGGUGCCACAGGCACCAGUCGAUCCUAUGCAUCGGCUGUGAAGGGCAGCCAUAGCCCGCCGCCGCUGCCACCACCACCACCACCAUCACCAUCACCAUCACCAUCACCACCACCAGCGGAGAUGGCCUUUGCGGUCUCUCCAGAUCUUCCUGCGGUGACUGCGCCUGCGCCCUCGCCCUCAACCUCGCCCACGCCCACGCCCACGCCCAGCGGUGCGUUUGCGCACCUCUGGACGAGGCCAGAGGGGCACGACGUGGUCAUUGUCUGUGGAAAGGCUGGGUGGAUGGUUCACCGACAUGUGCUAGUAAGCAUGUCAGAGUGGAUGGAGAAGUAUCUCCCACCGGAGAGCGAAGAUGGAAAGCCAGUACUCUGGAAUCUCGACCCAGUCACCUGGAACCCAGGCAGACUUGAAGCGAUCCUUCGCUUCAUGUACUACGAAGAGUACCCAGUUGGUGAUUACAACCCCGAGAAGCCACUGGCAACGGAAAGCAUCAUGCACAAUGUCGCUCACUACAUUGCUGGCGCUGCUGUGCUUUGCCGUCCAAUGAUGGACUUCGCACUGAGUCGCAUCGAAGAGGCAACAGCCGAGAUUACCAAGAAGCUGCCCACCCUCCGACACGCCCAGCUCGAGAACUUCGAGUACGGACUCCGCAUGGCACUGCUCAACAUGUACGCCGAGCCUGACCAGUGGCGCAUCCGAGCACUUCGCAUUGUGAUGGGAAAGCUCAUGGCCGCUUGCUUCCACAUCAUCCUCCAGAGUCCAAGUUGGGCCCGCAAAUUCGAGAAACUUUGGGGCAGCCUCCGCGUCCGUGUCGUCGCUGACCACAAGUGGCUGUACCAGGCGGAAUUGUGCGAAAAGAACGCCGUCAUCAUGCACGGAUUCGAGCUCAUGAAUAUUCGUUGGGCAAGGUAUCGAGGUGUUGACUGGCAGCCUGCUGAUGACCUCAUGUUUCCAGAGGACGAGGUCGAUACCCUACCGAAGCCACCUCCACACUCCCCUCCCUCUACACCCCAUCGCAAGAAGAAGAUGACCAAGGCCAUACCCAUUAUCAGCCCUGGUGGAACCAUCGCACCGCGCCCCAACACCCUACCUCGCGGUCGAGGCAAAGGACGUGGAGGGCCUACUGGAUUGGUUGAGCCAGCGCCCCAGCCUGUCCGUGGCCAAGGCAAGCAGAAGAAGAAGGCUCAGGGUACUGAAAAGACUGUCAUCGGAGCUACCGAUGAGGCUGGACCGUCCUCUACUAGCGAGGCGACGUCAACUCCUGCUGCUGAAGCUACCAGCGAGGCAGGCCCAUCAUCUACCGUCGCUCGAGACGAUCCUUUUGUGCUUGCACCCUCGGAGUCCAACGAUACCAACGUCGCCUACUGGGCAUACAUUUCGAGCCGAUCCGGCUUCCCUCCUUCCGAACUCGGUUUCACUUCUCAAAUCGGCCCUUUAACGAGGCGUGCUUCAUCGCCCAGCCGUCCAUCGUCUUCCUCAUCGGCGCUGUCCGCCGCCGCCGAGCCCUUCCUGCCAAGCGGAUCACUGUAUUCUGCUGGAACCUCCGCGGGCGAGCCUUCAUCUUCGACCAUCCACGUAGAUCCACGCACUUCCUCCGAAUAUCUCGACUCUCCCUCCCGUCUUGCCGAAUUGUAUGGAACCAGUGAGGAUGUGCCGAGCAGUGGCAAGGGCAAGGGCAAGGAAGUUGCUGAUCUUGUGACACCCGGCUCCUCGUUCAGCCAGAGUGACGAUAUGGCCACGACCAGUGAGCAGGCGAACCAGGAUGAGGCCGAAGAGCACAUUAUUCCGGUACUCUCGUCGCUAAACAUCAGGAAGAACGAUGACGACAAUACAUUUGGUUCCCCGUCACGUGAGAGCCAGAACGAGGACGACGUCUGA